Messenger RNA from Aspergillus clavatus NRRL 1, 2016 nucleotides. RefSeq names its product putative copper amine oxidase. The transcript has 4 exons. Gene Ontology annotation, molecular function: quinone binding; primary methylamine oxidase activity; copper ion binding. The coding region runs from base 1 to 2016 and encodes 671 amino acids. The record is from RefSeq and is a predicted model, not a curated record. Lineage: Eukaryota; Fungi; Ascomycota; Eurotiomycetes; Eurotiales; Aspergillaceae. Gene Ontology annotation, biological process: amine metabolic process.
AUGGCCCCCCAUCCUCUUUCAAUUCUCUCCGAAGCAGAGACCAACAUUGCUCGCGAUGUCGUCCUCGCAGCACACCCUGAUACGGUCAUCGACUUCCGGGAGAUCUAUCUGCUAGAGCCCCCCAAGGCUGAAUUGCGCAAUUUUCUUGCCCUUGAGCACGCUGGUCGUCUGAGCCCGACUACUCCUCGUCCGCCUCGCCUUGCGACUUGCCAAUACGAUGUCAUCGGUGCUGAUCGCAUCCCCGCAUAUCAUGAAUCAGUGGUGGAUGUGGGAUCGCGGAAGCGCAUCAAGCACCAUAUUGUCGGGAAACAACACCACGCUGCACUUACAUUGAGCGAAUUCGAUACCCUCGUCGAGCGAUGCUUUGCCUCUCCUUUGUUCCAGAAGGCCCUUGCGGACUUUGACCUGCCCCCAGGCUUCGAAGUAACCAUCGAACCAUGGCCCUACGGUGGACUCGAUUACACCGAGGAAAAGCGGCGGUACUUCCAGGGCCUCUGUUUCGCUACGGACAAGACCAAGAACAAUGCUGAUGCGAACUUCUACUCCUAUCCCUUACCGCUGAUCCCCGUCAUGGACGCCCAUACUCAAGAAAUUAUCCGAGUGGAUCGUCCGGCCACUGGUGGCAAAGGAGAUGGUUUGACUGAGCAAACAUUCCAGCGCGACAUCAUCGGACACUGCAAGGCGUCGGACUAUGUGCCGGAGCUUCUGCCUGAAGGCACACGGAAGGAUCUUAAGCCACUGAAUGUCGUGCAGCCGGAGGGCCCAUCGUUCCGCAUCACCAAUGAAUCACUGGUCGAGUGGCAGAAGUGGCGUUUCCGUGUGGCUUUCAACCCUCGUGAAGGUGCAACCAUUCACGACGUCUGGUACGACGGCCGUAGCGUUAUGUACCGAUUGGCCAUUAGUGAGAUGACGGUACCAUAUGCCGACCCUCGCCCUCCAUAUCACCGCAAGCAAGCAUUUGACUUCGGUGAUGGCGGUGGUGGUAACAUGGCCAACAAUCUUUCCAUCGGCUGUGAUUGCCUCGGCGUAAUCAAAUACUUUGAUGCUGUCAUCACUGGCUCCGACGGUGUUGCAAAGACGUUACCUAAUGCGAUCUGCCUGCACGAACAGGACAACGGUAUCGCAUGGAAACAUUCCAACUGGCGAACCGGCCGUGCCGUCGUCACCCGCAACCGGGAGUUGGUCGUGCAGUUCAUCAUUACCCUGGCCAACUACGAGUAUAUCUUCGCCUACAAGUUCGAUCAGUCUGGUGGCAUCACCGUCGAGUCCCGUGCUACGGGCAUCCUGAAUGUGGUCAAUAUCGAUGCGGGCAAAUUCAGCGAGUACGGUAACGUUGUCAGCGGUGGUGUCCUAGCCCAGAAUCACCAACACAUCUUCUGUAUCCGGAUGGACCCUGCCAUUGAUGGACCUAACAACUCCGUUGUCGUGGAGGAAUCUCAUGCCGUUCCCAUGAACGAAGUGACUAAUCCAAUGGGCAACUUUUACCAAGUAACCCGGCAGACACUGGAGCGGGCAUGCUACCUCGACGCCGCCCCUGAGCUGAAUCGGACCAUCAAAAUGAUCAACCCUCACAAGAAGAACCCGAUCAGUGGCCACCCUGUUGCCUACAAGUUCAUUCCACUGGCGACGCAGCGCUUGUUGGCCGACCCCGAUUCUAUCCAAGCAAAGCGCGCACAGUUUGCGCAGCACCAUGUCUGGGUAACCAAGCAUCGCGAUGGCGAGCUGUACGCCGGAGGACGCUAUACUCUGCAGAGCCAGCAAGAAGUGGAGGGCGUCUCUGACGCUGUCAAGCGUGGAGACUCGGUCGUUGACACCGACGUGGUUGUCUGGAGUACUUUUGGCAUCACCCACAACCCUCGAGUCGAGGAUUGGCCUGUGAUGCCCGUCGAGAUAUUCCAACUGAUGAUCCGGCCCGCCGACUUCUUCACCGCGAACCCCUCUCUCGACGUUCCGUCGAGCAAGAAUGAUGCUUCGCGGGUAGUCCAGUCAGAGUGCUGCCGCAAAUCUCACAUUUGA